GGUAUCCGACACCCCCAUCGCUUCUUCGGUUCCACAGAUCUUGAACUCGGUAUAGGCGAUGGCGACGAACAAGGCGACGGCGACGCCCUCCGGCUCCAAGCCGAUCGCGAUCUCGAUGAACAACCCGAUCUUGGCGGCCGCGCCGCCCAACCCCAACGGCGGUAUGAACAUGGCCAUGGCACCGGCGCCGUCGGCGGCGAUUGUGGCCGCCGCCGCCGCCGCGCUUUCGAGCCAGCACGCGCAGCAACAGCAGCAGCUCAAGCGCAUGGGCAUCGGCAUGGGGCUUGGCAUGGGCAUGCCCGGCGGCACGGCCGGCCUCAACGCCAUCCAGACCAUGAACACGCUCAACAACAUGAACGUCGCUGCGAUGCAGCUGCAGAUGAACCAGCACCAGCAGCGCAUCAACGUCGCGUCGGCCAACGCGCAGCGCGCCUUCAAGCCCACGAACGUCAACGUCAACUCGGCCGUGGCAGUCGCCGUGGCGUCGGCCUCGAACGUCCCGGUGCCCGUGGUGCCAGUCAACACUGCGGGCGCCGGCGCUCUCAACCUCUCGGGGACCUGGGACCUGGACCGCGAAGCGUCCGACUCGACCAACGACUAUCUCGAAGCCAUGGGCCUUCCGCUCAUUGCCCGCCAAGCCGCCGACAAGCUGGAUUUGACGGUCAUCAUUCUGCAGACGCCCGGCGAGUUUACCAUCACACGGCGAACGCGCAUCUUCCUCGAGACCAAGGUGCUCAAGUUUGGCCAAGACGUCAUCAUCAAGACCAACACGAUCAAGGUGAUUGGUGAGCCGACAGCGAUCAAGACGAUCACGCAUCUCUCGGGCUUCCGGGGCGUACUGACCGACAUCCGCACGCUGGACGAGCUGGGUCGCAUGAAGGUCGAGCUGACGCUGACGCUGCCCGACAAGGACAAGCCCAACGUGGUGAUCACGCGCUACUUCAAGAAGCUCUCGGACUCGACGUCGCUCGACAACCUUCCACCGUUCGAGCCCUUCCCGGACCCGCCGUCCGAGAAGCGCAAGCGAUAAACUUACAAAGGCAAUGCGGACAAUGGUGUACAAAGUCCGUCCGUCGUCGACCCCGUCAUCGCUCUCGUAGCAACAAUUCACAUGUAUCCAGACAGUAGUAGACAGUACAAGCAAGCUCAGUUGAUGACAAGGUGCGCCCGAGUUAAACGUCUUUGGCGGUCGGGCAAAAGAGGUCGAGCUGCACCUCGAACGCUUCGAAGCGCAUGCGGGCAUAGUCGAGGAAAUCAAAGUCGAUCGUCGAGUUGCCGGCUUGGACAAUGGCCCAGAGACCCCAAAACAUGUGGGCGGCGAGCGCGUAGACGUUGCCAAACUCGUGGAGAUGGCCGAGGAACACGUCGAGGGAGCCGUCGCGCGUGAGCGACUGCAAAAGCGCUGGCGCGGCCGUCGAGAGAAAAACGAGAAGAAAUUGUACCUGCUUGUCCUUGGACGGGUAGUCGUUGAGGUUCAUGUCAAAGCCGCA
Messenger RNA from Saprolegnia diclina VS20, 1490 nucleotides. RefSeq lists its product as hypothetical. Bases 59 to 1030 code for a protein of 323 amino acids. Lineage: Eukaryota; Oomycota; Saprolegniomycetes; Saprolegniales; Saprolegniaceae. The record is from RefSeq and is a predicted model, not a curated record. The transcript is spliced from 5 exons.